CUCUUUUCCCCUUCGAGACUUGCGCGCGUCUGCGGGAGGGAGCACGUGGCCAGCGCUCCAGCAUCUGCUGCUGUGGGAAGCUGUGACCUCAGUUUUCCCCCUCGCGCUCUUUUUGCAGAGUUUGAGAUAAACUACUGCGUGGCAGUCCUCCAAAGCGGCCACCAAACCUCCAAGCACACGCGUUCGCACAGUAAACACCCUCACACCAUUAUCCACGGGAUUACCUUGUUUUCUGUGACACCUGCUACCUUUUUUUGGGUGCGCGCACAGCUUUGACCCUGCCAAUGGGGCUUUGUGUCCGACAGCUGAGAGGCAUUUGGGAAGAAAAUAAAUAACUUCUGGUUGUUUCCAUUGGAAACAUCACGUCUCAAGCUCCACUGUGAAACAUGACCGACGCCAUGUUUGGCAGUGAGAAUGAGCAUUGGGUCUGUCCCAAUGACAGACAACUAGCGCUUAGAGCAAAGUUACAUACAGGCUGGUCCAUCCACACGUUUCAAUCAGAGAGACAGAGGAAAGCUCAGACACUUGAGAAAAGAGAGCUGGAUCUCAUCAUGAGUGUCAUCCACCGCGCUGAACAGCUCGAGAUCUUUGAGGAACACCGGAUUGGGCGUUUAGUGGAGCGUCUGGAGAACAUGAGGAGAUCUGCUGUGGGAAAUGGCCUGUCACAGUGCCUAUUGUGUGGUGAAGUGUUUGGUCUGCUGAGCUCUCCGUCCGUCCUCUGUUUGGAUUGCUGCAUGAAGGUGUGCACCAAAUGUGGAAUUGAGACUGCAGACAGUCAUAAAAGGGCUCAGUGGCUUUGCAAGAUCUGCAGCGAACGGAGAGAGGUGUGGAAACGUUCUGGAGCCUGGUUCUUCAAAGCAUUGCCGAAGCAUAUUCGCCCCAUUAAGGAUUCAAUUCUAGAUAACAGGAAGCCAGUAAUAGAAAGAGGAGAGCUACUGCCAGUGGCCAGGAGUGCACCAAUCACCUACACAUGGGCUCAAAGCAAAGUCUUUCAGAUGGACUAUGUUCUCCUGGUGUUGCAGGAUUGUAUUUUACUGAGCUUGAGGGUGGUCAGUCUCUUAGCCUUCGUUUAACUCAAGUGAAAGCGAUGGCAGUGAUGCCGAGCUCAGUGAAUGCAGCAGUGACAGGAAGACCUUCAUGUCUGAGACCGAUCAACGAAGAGAUUCUGAAUUAAGUGGAGGCCAAGUGCAA
Messenger RNA from Carassius carassius (crucian carp), 1191 nucleotides. RefSeq names its product rab effector Noc2-like. Gene Ontology annotation, biological process: intracellular protein transport. Gene Ontology annotation, molecular function: small GTPase binding. The transcript is spliced from 9 exons. The record is from RefSeq and is a predicted model, not a curated record. NCBI's taxonomy places the organism in Eukaryota, Metazoa, Chordata, Actinopteri, Cypriniformes, Cyprinidae. The coding region runs from base 387 to 1073 and encodes 228 amino acids.